CGAGCAAGGAAAGCCGCUUCCUGUAAGGUCAAAGUUCACCAGCUAGCAUAGGAGCUAACUUCUUCCCGAAAAGACAAUUCACUCUGUCAAAAUGGAUGUAAGUCAAGCGAAACAGGAACACCUCCUCGCCUUAAAAGUGAUGCGAUUAACAAAACCAACACUCUUCACAAACCUGCCCGUGACAUGUGAAGAUCGAGACCUGCCAGGGGAUCUGUUUGAUCAGCUCAUGAGGGAGGACCCGUCCACCAUCAAAGGAGCGGAGGCUUUAAUGCUGGGAGAGAUGCUCACAUUACCGCAGAACUUUGGAAAUAUUUUCCUGGGUGAGACCUUCUCCAGUUACAUAAGUGUGCACAAUGACAGCAUCCAAGUAGUGAAGGACAUUCUUGUGAAGGCUGACCUACAGACCAGCUCACAGAGGCUCAACCUCUCCGCCUCAAACUCUGCCGUGGCAGAGCUCAAACCUGAAUCCUGCAUAGAUGAUGUUAUCCACCAUGAAGUCAAAGAAAUUGGAACUCAUAUCUUAGUUUGCGCCGUCAGCUACACCACUCAGUACGGGGAAAAGCUCUAUUUUCGGAAGUUCUUCAAAUUCCAGGUUUUGAAGCCGCUGGAUGUGAAGACAAAGUUCUACAAUGCAGAGAGUGACCUCAGUUCUGUGACAGAUGAAGUGUUCCUGGAGGCUCAGAUCCAGAAUAUCACCACCUCUCCCAUGUUCAUGGAGAAGGUCUCCUUGGAGCCCUCCAUGAUGUACAACGUCACCGAGCUCAACACGGUGGCAGGGGGAGAUGAAGGAGAGUCCACAUUUGGGAAAAUGUCUUACCUGCAGCCCAUGGACACGCGGCAGUACCUGUACUGCCUGAAACCAAAGCCGGAGUAUGCAGAGAAAGCUGGAGUCAUCAAGGGAGUGACGGUGAUCGGGAAGCUGGACAUCGUGUGGAAGACCAACCUCGGGGAGAGAGGGAGGCUACAGACCAGUCAGCUGCAAAGAAUGGCUCCAGGGUAUGGAGACAUCAGACUGUCUUUAGAGAUGAUUCCUGACACCGUCAACCUUGAAGAACCUUUUGACAUUAUCUGUAAAAUCACCAACUGCAGUGAAAGAACGAUGGACCUGGAGCUGGAGAUGAUGAACACCCGGUCCAUCCACUGGUGCGGGGUGUCAGGGCGACAGCUGGGGAAGCUCAGUCCUGGAGCCUUCCUCUCUCUGCCCCUCAUCCUCCUCUCCUCCGUCCAGGGUCUGCAGAGUAUUUCCGGAUUGAGACUUACAGACACAUUUCUGAAGAGGACCUACGAAUACGAUGACAUCGCACAAGUGUGUGUGGUCUGCCCAUACACGAACAAUGAGUGCUAGAACAUUUUAUUUGGCUUUUUUUGCAUUUUAGAUAUGAAUGGACCAACCUUGGGAUUCUGCACAUGAAGCUCACAUUUCACUCUUUUUGCAACCUGAUGGGAUAAUACUGUAUUUUAAAAUGAAUUGUGUAUAAUAUAAAUCACUUUCUUUGAAAUGAAUGAUGUAAAUGGGCAUAAAUGUUAAUAAAAUCUCUGUGAUCUUUGAUUUCC
Molecule: messenger RNA, 1554 nt
Organism: Gymnodraco acuticeps
Lineage: Eukaryota; Metazoa; Chordata; Actinopteri; Perciformes; Bathydraconidae
Gene: trappc13
Product: trafficking protein particle complex 13
Exons: 13
Coding region: 92-1345 (417 amino acids)
Cellular component (GO): TRAPPIII protein complex
Source: RefSeq, a predicted model, not a curated record